AUGGCUGGCUCCUCUCCGCAGGACACCUUCCUCCAGCUGCUCGUGAGCUCCCUGACAGUGUUUCCAGAUGAAACCUGGGUGUGUGUAAGGCGUGAAAGCUCCGCUCGGCUUCUCGCCUCCUCUUCCUGGGUGAGCCGGCGCCUCCCUGUCUUCCCCGGGGUGUUGGGCCUCGAAUAUCCCUGGAUCACAAGCAGACGUCUAAAGCCGCAUAGCUUUUAUGGUUGUCGUCAACCGUGGCGUUCACGCCUAGUACUUCGUCCUUGUUUCUGGAAGCAGAAGCCCUGCUGUUUGAAAACAGCACUGCCUGUCACAGGUUGGGAGUCUCAGGCUGCCCCCCGUGGCAGGGGCUCUGUGCCCCCUGGACUCCUCUCCGCGCUCCAUGCCUGGAGCCUUGGGCUGUGCCCCCCAGGAGCCUCGGGCUGUGCCCCCUGGACUCCCCUCCGCGCUCCAUGCCUGGAGCCUUGGGCUGUGCCCCCCAGGAGCCUCGGGCUGUGCCCCCUGGAUUCCCCUCCAUGCUCCAUACCCGGGAACCUCGCCUGUGCCGCGCAGUGGCUGUGUUCUCAGGUCUCCAGCCUGCUCCCCUUGCAGGGCUGGAAUCGCGGGUGUGUGUUCAUCAAUGGACGAAACCUUGGGCGCUACUGGAAUAUUGGGCCUCAGGAAGCGCUUUACCUGCCUGGCUCCUGGCUCCAGCCCGGCACCAACGAGAUCGUCCUGUUCGAGAAGGAGAAGAGCGGCUCAGGCAUCUACAGCACAGACGUCCGCAGGUGGGCGGGGCCGGGCCCGCAGGUGGGCGGGGCCGGGUCCUGACGGCGUCUGCACUGCCCGAGUCCAUCCCCGGGUGCACUUUCAGGCCGAAGACUGUAUGCAGAAUAUCACACAGCAUUGCCUACAGUAGCAGAAAUUGAAAAUAUCCUAAAAGGCAACAGAGAAAUCGUUAUUUUAUUGUAGUAAAUUCAUGUGAUGCUGAUUUCAGCCUUUAAAAAGUCUCCACAGUCUUCAGUGAUGGAUUAGCCAGUUAGAUGCUCAACCUGCAGCAUGUUUUAGUAUCUGCUCAAAAGUGCUUUUGGGGCAGAUACAAAUAAAAUAAACGCACUUUAUUUGUCUCUCCAUACUCAGCUGGGAGAAAGGGAACUGUCUUUGGCCAAAGAGAGGGUGAAGAGAGAGCAUAUUGUAUGUUCUGUCUG
Messenger RNA from Bubalus bubalis (water buffalo), 1184 nucleotides. RefSeq lists its product as uncharacterized. The transcript is spliced from 3 exons. Gene Ontology annotation, cellular component: vacuole. The coding region runs from base 1 to 807 and encodes 268 amino acids. Gene Ontology annotation, biological process: carbohydrate metabolic process. NCBI's taxonomy places the organism in Eukaryota, Metazoa, Chordata, Mammalia, Artiodactyla, Bovidae. Gene Ontology annotation, molecular function: beta-galactosidase activity. The record is from RefSeq and is a predicted model, not a curated record.